This is a messenger RNA of Acaulospora morrowiae, 1055 nucleotides long. The record is from the annotation of a GenBank genome assembly. NCBI's taxonomy places the organism in Eukaryota, Fungi, Glomeromycota, Glomeromycetes, Diversisporales, Acaulosporaceae.
AACCCGGAAAGGAGCAAUAUAUGGAUAGCGCAGAAUUAGAAUACCAGGAAAAGUUGGCCGAGGCAUGUGGCAUUGCGCUUGACAAGAGGAUCCUGUCGUUCAAAGUCGAGCCACCGUCGAGCCAGAAAGAGGAUCUACAUUGGAGUAAUAAGAACAUGGUUGCGAUCGGACUUUACCAAAAUGUUUAUGUGUGGAAUGCCGAUACCGGGGAUGUGAAGUCCCUCGCGCAGACGGGCAACAACGAUUACAUUUCAAGCUUGUCUUGGUCCAUGGAUGGAGAAUAUCUGGCGGUAGGAACGAGCGAUGGUGAUACACAAAUUUGGGAUGCGCUUAGAGAGCAAAAGAUUCGUUCGAUGUUAGGACACGUCGCCCGUGUCGGUGUGGUCACGUGGAACAAAUACAUUGUUUCUUCAGGAUGCCGAGAUGGUAGCAUUUGGAAUCAUGAUACUAGAGUCGCACAACAUCGAGUAUCAGAAAUGCUCGAUCAUUCUGGCGAAGUUUGCGGCCUAAAAUGGCGUCAUGACGGAGAACAGCUAGCAAGCGGUGGCAAUGAUAACCGGAUGAAUAUAUGGGAUGCCAGAUCUAGCAUUCCGAAAUUCACAAAAACAAAUCAUACAGCCGCAGUUAAGGCCAUUGCGUGGUGUCCGUGGCAAAAUAAUCUCCUCGCCACAGGCGGUGGCUCGUAUGAUUGUCGCAUUCAUUUCUGGAAUACGAACACGGCUGCUCAUUAUAAGUCAAUCGAUACGGGAUCUCAGGUAACCUCGAUCAUCUGGUCCAAGGACUACAAAGAGCUAUUAUCCUCCCACGGCUUCCCGGAUCACCAUCUAUCAAUGUGGUCUUAUCCCUCUCUUAAGAAAAUCGUCGACAUCCAGGCUCACGAGACUCGUGUUCUGCAUUCGGCGAUUAGCCCUGACGGGCAGGUAGUGGCGACGGCUGCGAGCGAUGAAAAUUUGAAGUUUUGGAGAGUAUUCCAGAGCCGUGAUAAAAGUGAGAGGACAAAAAAUGUUGAGAAAGAGAGUGUAAAAAGGAUAGAUUCUGGGUUGCUCAUUCGGUAG